AUGGAAAUUUCCAAUUCUACAGAAAAAUCAUCUUCUACAACUUUAAAUGCUUUAAUCGACCAAUUAAACAAAUUAAAACAUUUUCGUAUUCACACAGGAAAUAUUAAUACUUUUGUUGAUUUGAAGCUUAAAAGGUUUACAAAUUCUGCUGAAGAACUCAAAGAAACGUUUAAAUUGGUUUUGAAUAAUUUACCUUCAAAUAUUUCUGUUGGAGAUGAUGGAAUGCUUCUUUUAGUUGAUAAAAAACAUUGUGACAAUGUUUAUGAAAGAGAAGAUUUGAAGAUUACUUUAAAACUUUUUCUUGAGAAAUUUGAUUAUGAUUAUAUUAAAGAUGCUGUUGAAUCAAAUUCUCCCGAUUCAAUUGACGAAAAAUGGUUUAAUGAAGUUUUGCGUGUUUGGAAAGAAACAGAAAAUGGAUUGAUAGCACAACGGAAGGUUUUGUAUAUGGGAGUUGCCGAUUUUCAAUUACCUGAGCUUGAUCUUUUAUUUAAAAAAGCUGUCCAUAAACCAGGAAUUGUUCAUGUUUUUAUUGAUGGAUGUUGUGUGGUUAAUCCAGAGCUUCAAGCCUAUGCUAAACAAAAUUCAAUUCAACUUUUAACGCACAAUGAUCCAAAGCCUUUUCCAUUAAAAGAGGUCUUUCAUUGUUUUUGUGAGGACAAAUCCGAUCCCGAUUCAUCUCGAAUUUGUCAAACUUUAUUUGAGCCUGUCUGGGCAGCUAGAUAUACUGUUUGGGUACGGAGGCGUUCAUUAAUGGCUGCAAAGGUUUGA
Meloidogyne enterolobii is the source of this 768-nucleotide messenger RNA. Lineage: Eukaryota; Metazoa; Nematoda; Chromadorea; Rhabditida; Meloidogynidae. The record is from the annotation of a GenBank genome assembly.